AUGGCGACAAGUGCCCCGCUCCUCGGCAAGGCCGCCCACAGCAAGGCAUCGAUCUUCUAUGGAGCAGAUGAGUAUCUUGAGGAGCUGAAGAAGCGGUACGCUCACGACCAUGAAAUUGCUGCGCUCAAGAAUGCUCUGCCGGGCGAGGGGGAUCCCAAUGCAGCAGGCGUUGCGCAAAGCAACGACAAGAUGCUCUCCGUUCAGAAGAACAACGAGAACAGGAGCCUGAAGACCAAUCGGCUCUUCCCCACUCCGAACAAGCCAGACCCCAUGCCGCAGAAUCUGGCCUUCUUGUUCACCAAGAUCACCCCGGAGCAGAUGAUCUACAUGUGGAAUGUCCUUACCGCAAUUUUCUGCAGUCAAGUGCUGAUGGUGAUCGGCUACUGUGCAGCCUUGGCUACCUUCCCGGACUACUGGUGGACCUGCACGCUUUGCUUCGGCGUCCCGUUCUCGUACAUCGCCAUCCAGAACAUUUACAUCGAUCACGAUGUGAUGCAUGGCGCAACUUUCCCGGUUUACGAGUGGCAGCGCUUCUUGACGCACCCCUUUGCCGAUUUUUUCAGCUUGCCGUGGGAGGAAUUCGUCCUCGAGCACAACAGGCAUCAUGCCUCAACUGUGGACUUGCUGAUCCAGGGCGAGUUCGGCUGGGACCCUGAGGAGUUCCAUUACGCCCUGCAGCAGUGGGCCGGGCCAUGGAGCUCCAACUGGUACAAAUACCUGCUCACCGUUCCCUUUAUCCCUGUGAUCCACUUCUUUGGCCUGAACGACACCGGCUCCCUGUUCGCCUUGGAGUGGUGGAUGCACUUCCCCGACGAGGGUGCAGGUGGCAAGUGCAACAAGGAGUUCUGGAGCAAGUGGAUCCCCCGCCGAAUCAAGCACAAUGCUUUCGUGCUCUCCCUGUGGGCCUGCAUCUGGCUGCUUGGUACCUACCCUCUGGGACGUCCGCUGAGCGAGGGGUGGCGGUUCAUGUUCACCGUGUCCUUCUUCGCUCGCAUCGGCUACUCCGCGGCCUGGAUGUUCAUCACCAACUUCACUCAUAGCUUCUAG
This is a messenger RNA of Symbiodinium sp. CCMP2592, 1047 nucleotides long. NCBI's taxonomy places the organism in Eukaryota, Dinophyceae, Suessiales, Symbiodiniaceae. The record is from the annotation of a GenBank genome assembly.